GCACCACCCGUUUUACCAUAAUCCACCUUGCAGCUUUCAUUCCACAGUGAAUCAGCUAGGGCGCGAUAUCUACUGCAAGUCACAUUCAUAAGCUUGUCGGGCCCGAUCACAUUGUCGAGACUCCGCCAAUCACCCCGACGAAAGGCAUUAAUCAACAGCAGGGGGGGCUGGGAAAAUAUGGACGACACAGAAGUAGAAUCAGGCCUCUUCGCCAUACAACUCUCCUCAGAUGACGAGGACAACACAGCCACCGGCAAUGCGCAGGACGAUGCCAAGGCAGACCGCACAGGCCAGACGGAGGAGCAGUUUCAACACGUGAGGAAAGCUUACAGAGUAAAGGUCGAAACCGGCGAGUUCUACAAGCAAAUUCCGCUCCCGCUGUCCUCUGCAAACCCCUCUCAGCAGCAGCAGCAGCUCGUCUCAAAACCACAGGCCCAAGCCCUCCUCCACGCUGUCGAGGAACUCUACUUCCUGAGGCGAUACGACGAGGGGGCAGCCUUUGUGCGGCGGAUCUUUGAUGAGAGCGACGACGACACGUCCAUUUUGCAUGGCACAGAGAACGGAUCCCUGGGCGGGAGCACCAGCGGGCUGCUGGACGAGGAUACACGCAAGACGCUGCGGUACUAUCAGAGGCGAUGCGAAGAGAGGAGUAGGGCUUCCUAGCUGGAGCCGGCCGGGGACAAGCGGGACCACGGCGUUCCCUGCCAAAGGAGGAGGAAUAGGGAAGGAAAGCAGAGGCAAGUGUGAGACCAAGGUCACGGUAUCAAGCCUCACAGGUACAGGAAAGGACAAAGAGGAGGGGUACGAGACGUUUCUUCCAA
Molecule: messenger RNA, 821 nt
Organism: Microdochium trichocladiopsis
Lineage: Eukaryota; Fungi; Ascomycota; Sordariomycetes; Xylariales; Microdochiaceae
Exons: 2
Coding region: 178-663 (161 amino acids)
Source: RefSeq, a predicted model, not a curated record